Saccoglossus kowalevskii is the source of this 1186-nucleotide messenger RNA. Its product is annotated as protein YIF1B-like. The record is from RefSeq and is a predicted model, not a curated record. Gene Ontology annotation, biological process: endoplasmic reticulum to Golgi vesicle-mediated transport. NCBI's taxonomy places the organism in Eukaryota, Metazoa, Hemichordata, Enteropneusta, Harrimaniidae. Gene Ontology annotation, cellular component: Golgi membrane; endoplasmic reticulum-Golgi intermediate compartment; COPII-coated ER to Golgi transport vesicle.
UCGAAAUCGAGGCAAUGUGUCAUUGAAUUUAUACGUACUUCGAGGAAGUGUCACUUCGUACCAGAUUUUUUCGAAUAUACGUUAAAAAUGGAUGCCCCAGCGGGGUUCAGACAUCGUAAGUCCUCACAGAAACAAGGAAGAAGCCGCAGUGCCAAGAGUCACCGGGGUGGUGGCACAGCAGCAGGUGGAAGGAUUCAAGGAGGACCAACACAGUUAUUUGAUGAUACCAGUACACAGCCACCACCGCAACCACAACCUGAUUACUAUGAUACCACAGGUGCUGAGCCUGGUUAUGAUACCUCAGUGGGGAUGGCUACUCCCGGAUCAAUGUCUAAUGUGCCGUACAGUAUGAAUGACCCAAUGGCUAAUAUGGCAAUGCAGUAUGGUGCAUCAUUGGCAGGACAAACAGGAGAAAUGCUUGAAAAAAAUGUUGACAGAUUCAUCUCUGUGAGCAAGUUAAAAUAUUAUUUUGCAGUAGACACAGCAUAUGUUGGUAAAAAAUUGGCAUUGUUGUCAUUCCCAUUUACUCACACGAAUUGGUCGAUUCAUUACAAUAAUCAAGACGAACCAGUAGCCCCUCGAUAUGAAAUAAAUGCUCCAGAUUUAUAUAUUCCAGUUAUGGCCUUUGUUACGUACCUUUUAGUUGCCGGAUAUGUUCUUGGCACACAAAAUAGGUUUGACCCUGAGCAGUUAGGAAUGCAAGCUAGUUCCGGUUUGAUAUGGUUGGUAAUAGAAUUGGCUAUUAUUGUCUUGUCUUUAUAUAUCAUGAAUUUGAAUACUCAACUGAGGACGCUGGAUUUGGUGGCUUUCUGUGGUUAUAAAUAUGUGGGGAUGAUUAUGAUUUUGUUAAGUGGAUUGUGUUUUAAUUCUCUGGGCUAUUAUAUAAUGCUGCUUUACAUGGGAACGUGCAUAGUAUUUUUUCUGAUGAAGACACUCAAGGUACUAAUAUUAUCAGAAGCCAAUCCUCACAGUGUAGUUCAUGGAAGAAAAAGAGGCACCUAUAUAUUAGUAUUUAUUGCAGCUAUGCAGCCCUUAUUCAUGUACUGGCUGACCUCUCAUCUGAGCACUUUUAAAGAAAAAAUAGACUAAAAACGGAUAAUCUGUUUUAUUAUGUUUAUACUCCUCCACAAACUCGUUAUAAAUUUGUAGACAUAUUUUAUGGUCAAAGCGAUGUAAUUAAUUGACA